CGUGCUCCCACCCCCCCCCUGCGGCUUGCUGCUGACGAUUUGACGAGCCGACUCAUUAUCCCCGGUUUUCCUCCGCCCGAACAACGAGCCACCCGCAACCGAGCCUUUUGGUUUCUCCUAUUCACCACCCACGGACAGUUUACGGUCUGACUUGCACCCCCCCCUUUAGCCACCAGCACCAGGCUGAGGGCUACCCACACAGAUGCGUCCCGAGGCGGCGCGAGAGCGCGACCUACACAGGUAUUACAAGCCGUGGAAGGAUGCACAAAACUCGCUGGUGGACAUCCAGGAGGAUGCCCGGGGCGAGAACGCAUGGGGCCUCACGUACGAGGGCUACAAGCCCAAGGCAUCGGGCGACAAGGCCCUGACGGCCUUUGCACAGCUGGCCGCCCUGCGGCUUGACGUCCGCCGCUCCAUGGUCUCGCUCAUCGACAGCACCCAGCAGUACAUCCUCGCCGAGGCAACCCGCACCCUCUCGCUGCUGUCGGAGCGCCGCUACACGCCCGGGGACGAGGUGUGGCUGGGCAACACCAUCAUCAAGAGGGCCGACGCCGUCUGCCCGCACACCUUCAAGUCGAGGUACACGGCCACCGACGGCGACGGCCGCACCUACACCACCGAGGCGCUCGUGGUGCCCGACAUGCGCGAGGACGACCGCUUCAAGGACCGGGAGUACGUCGUCCGCAAGCCGGGGGUGCUGUUCUACGCCGGGGUCCCCAUCAAGACCAAGGCGGGCCACAGGAUCGGCGUCUAUGCCGUGUCGAACGAGGCGCCGCGGUUCGGGCUGAGCGUGGACGAGCUCAUCUUCAUGGAGGACGUCGCCGCCACGAUCAUGGAGCACCUCGAGCUCGCCAAGGACCGCGACGCGAUGAUGAACGGGUCGAGGAUGGUAAGGGGCCUCGCUGACUUUAUAGAGGGCAUCCCGGUGGGCGGGGGGGACGAGCCCGAGGUCGUGCUCACCUCCACGUCGACCAUGCCCAUCAGCACCUCCAUGGAGGACCAGAAGGCGUCGCCGGUCAUAUCCGCCGUCAUGCGCAAGCAGACCCAGAACGCCAAGAAGAUGCUGGAGGACCUGGACGAGAUCACCACCACCUCGAGCCUCAAAGACGACAAGCCCGCCGAGCCCUGCUCGCCGAGGGAACCAAGCAAGCCCUCGGCCAAGAGCAGCAGCAGCAGCAGCAGCAGCAGCGACACCGACCCGAACCGGAUCCUCCAGCGGGCGACGCACAUCAUCCGCAAGUCGACCAACGCCGACGGCGUCGUCUUCUUCAACACGUCGUCCCGCGCCUUCCAGGGGCUGGGCCGGCUGCCGGCGCCCGCGCCCGCGGACCACUGCGACGCCUCGUCGGGGAUCACGUCGGGCAGCGACCGGCAGAGCGACAACUCGGCGGCGGCGCAGCCGCCCACGCGGCGGCCGCGCAACCGGCGCGUGGACUCGGGCGAGUCGCAGGACGACCUGCGGGGGGGCAGGCAGCGGCGGCCCUCGCCGGCGUGCGAGGUGAUGGGGCUGUCGGUGUCGCAGCACGCCCAGCAGCAGUACCAGUACGGGCGGCUCGCGGCCGGGGACUUCCAGUUCCCCGAGGACAGCAUGGAGCGGUACUUCAAGGCGUUCCCGCACGGCAAGUUCUUCAGCUUCACGGACACGGGCAGCGGCAUCAGCUCGGGCGACGAGCUGUCGGCCGAGGACAGGCCGCAGCCGGGGGCGGGAGCGGGGGCGGUCGAGGCCGGGGGCGGCGGGGCGGACGGUUCAAGUUCGGCGGCGGCGCGCGGCGACAAGUCCGGGGGAGGAGGAGGGGGAGGCGGAGGGGGAGGCGGAGGCGGAGGGGCAGGGCGCAACAAGAGGGAGCGGUUCAUCCCCAGCGAGCUGCUCAAGGUGCUGCCGGGGAUCCGGUCGCUCAUCUUCCUGCCGCUGUGGGACUUUACCGAGGGGAAAUACCUGGCGGGCGGCUUCAUCUGGACGUCGACGGCGGGCCGGCUGAUGAACCCGGACAACGAGCUGCCGUACCUCAAGGCGUUUGGGAACAGCAUCAUGAGCGAGAUAUCACGGGCCAGGGCGCAGAAGAGCGACCUGGCCAAGACGACGUUCAUUGCGUCGAUCAGCCACGAGCUCAGGUCCCCCCUGCACGGCAUACUCGGGUCGGUGGAGUUCCUGCACGAGACGGCCGUGUCGGGCUACCAGGCCGGGCUCUUCACGUCGAUCGAGACGUGCGGCAAGACGCUGCUGGACACGAUCGACCACGUGCUGGACUACGCAAAGAUCAACAAGCUGCGCAAGGGCAACUCGACGCGCAAGCAGCGGGGCCACCGCCCGAGCAGGUCGAGCCACCGGCGCGACACGGUGGGCAGCAUCGUGGGGCUGACGGCCGAGUUCGACCUGGCCGCGCUGGUGGAGGAGGUCGUCGACGCCGUGACGGCGGGCCACGCGUUCCGGAGGACGCACCAGGGGACGCUGCACGACCACGCGGCGUCGGGGGGCGGGGGGCUGGCCAUCACUGCUUCCUCUGCUUGUUCUUCUUCUUCAUCUUCUUCUUCCUCCACCCUCACCACCACCACCACAGCCACACGCGAGAUAGACCCGGUGGUGAUCCUCGACAUCAAGCCCCGGCACAGCUGGCUCGUGCGGACACAACCCGGGGCCCUGCGGCGCAUCGUCAUGAACCUGCUGGGCAACGCGCUCAAGUACACCGAGGCCGGGUUCGUCGGGGUGUCGCUGGCGGUGGAGGGCGAGGCCGACUCGCACGCGCGGGUGCGGCUGCGCUUCGCCGACUCGGGCAAGGGCAUGUCGCUCGAGUUCCAGCGCACGCGGCUCUUCUCUCCGUUCUCGCAGGAGGACCCCUUCGCCUCGGGGACGGGGCUGGGGCUCAGCAUCGUGCGGCAGAUCGUCGACGCGCUGGACGGGAGUAUUUCUGUGAGCAGCACGCAGGACCACGGCACCGAGGUCGACGUCGUCCUCACCCUGCCUGUGCCGGUGCCGGGGCCGGGCGACAGCAGCAACGGCAGCGGCAAUAACAAGGCCCCUGCCCCUGGCCAUGGCGAGCCCUUCGACACGGCGUUCGCGAGGGGCGCGCGCAUGUGCAUCGUCGACCCGUGCGGCCUCGCGGCCGAGGCGGGUGCCGAGCCGCGCGGGUCCGGGCUCCGGGCGCUGGACCUCCUCGAGGACACGCUGCGCAGCAACUCGGAGGAGUGGUUCGGCAUGCAGGUCGAGACGCUGGGGGGGCACGAGGGGGAGGAGGAGCCCGACGACAAUCCCGGCGGGCCCCCUGAGUGCGACUACAUGCUCUUCCCCCUCCCGCCGGCCUCGGCAGACGCUCUCCUGAGGUGGUAUAAUAACAAGGACAGCAAUAACAACAACAACAGCAGCAACAGCACGGGCCCGGCCAACGUCAUCGUCCUCUGCAGCAACACGGCCCAGGCGUCCGAGUUCCGCGCCGCCGUCGCCGCGCCCCUGCUGCGCCGCGGCAUCCACGCCGUGCCCGUGACGCAGCCGCUGGGGCCGCGCAAGUUCGCCAGCGUGAUGCACAAGUUCAGCGCGGGGGGCGACGGGGCCGGGGCCGGGCUGCAGAAACACCAGAACCAGAACCACCAGCAGCACCAGAACCAGCGGGCCGUGCUCGGGCGGCAGGACUCGGACCCCGAGGCCAUCCGCCGCGAGCGGGACAUGCUCCGCGAGGCGCAGAGGGCGCGGCUGGCCGAGGAGGCCGAGGCUGCUGCUGCUGCUGCUGCUGCCGGUGGGGGGGAGACGACGCCGGCGGUGGAGGCCGGCGGGACACGGCGGCUCCCUGAGCGGCCUGGGCCGGGGGUUCUUGUCGGCGGGGCCGAAGCGGGCGGCGAGGGGGCGAUGGCGUCGGCGUCGUCGGGACCACAACGACAACAACAACAACAACAGAAACAACAACAGAACAUGGCGCUCGCGCGCGGCAGGGCCGGGUCCGUGUCGCGGUCCAUCUCGGCGCCGCCGGACAGGAUCCUGCCACCGCAGCAGCAGCAGCAGCAGCAGCAGGAGGACGGCGCCGGGACGGGGGCGGACUCGUCACGGUCAGGGGCAGGGGCAGUCGUCGGGGCCCGGCCGCCGCACGUGCUGCUGGUCGACGACAACGACAUCAACCUGCAGCUGCUGGUCAUGUUCAUGCGGAAGCAGGGCCUGAGCUACGACACGGCGUGCAACGGGCUGGUGGCGCUGGAGAAGUACGAGGCGGCGUGGCCGGGCGGGACGACGACAACCACAUCAACAUCGUCACCAUCAUCAGCAUCAGCAGCAGCAGUAACAUCAACAACAGGAACAUCAUCAACAUCAACAGCAACAGCAGCACUGCCCUCCCCGCCCAACAGCGGCGGGACCAGCCCGAAGAUGCCGACCACCACGCCCACACCCACACCCACAGAAACAGCACCGCGGGGCCACCCCCAGCCCAAUCCCACCCACACCCACACCCCCACCACCAAGAAGCCCUUCACGCACAUCCUCAUGGACCUCUCGAUGCCCGUCAUGGACGGGCUCACGGCGACGCGGCGCAUCCGGGCCGUCGAGGCCGAGAGGAGGGGCGCGGGCGCGGGCGCGGGCGCGGGCGCGCCGGCGACCAUCAUCGCGCUGACGGGGCUGGCGAGCGCCGAGGCGCAGGACGACGCCCUCGUCGCGGGCAUCAACAAGUUCCUCGUCAAGCCUGUCAAGUUUGGGGAGCUGAGGGGGCUGCUGAGGGGGGGCUGCUGA
Messenger RNA from Diaporthe batatas, 4708 nucleotides. RefSeq lists its product as uncharacterized. Gene Ontology annotation, molecular function: histidine phosphotransfer kinase activity; protein binding; phosphorelay sensor kinase activity. Bases 203 to 4708 code for a protein of 1501 amino acids. The record is from RefSeq and is a predicted model, not a curated record. Gene Ontology annotation, biological process: phosphorelay signal transduction system; protein autophosphorylation. The transcript is spliced from 4 exons. Lineage: Eukaryota; Fungi; Ascomycota; Sordariomycetes; Diaporthales; Diaporthaceae.